Messenger RNA from Nerophis lumbriciformis (worm pipefish), 1113 nucleotides. The record is from RefSeq and is a predicted model, not a curated record. NCBI's taxonomy places the organism in Eukaryota, Metazoa, Chordata, Actinopteri, Syngnathiformes, Syngnathidae.
AUGGCAGUGGUGGAGAACUCCUUUCCAGGCAGCAAAACGCCACAAUCCGGACGGGGUCUACAAUCAGAAACUGCAACCAUCACUCCAAUCCUCAAGAAACCUGGUGCCGACCACUCCGACUUCAAUAACUUCCACCUCAUAUCCAACCUCCCUUUCAUCUCCAAAAUCCUCGAAAGAACAGUUGACUCCCAGCUCCACUCUCACCUAUCCCAGAAUAACCUUUAUGAACAGUUUCAAUCUGGUUUUCACCCACUACACAGCACUGAAACAGCACUCGUUAAAAUAACCAAUGACCUCCUCAUGGCAGCUGAUUCUGGACUACUCUCCAUCCUCAUCCUCCUAGACCUACCAGCAGCCUUUGAUACCAUUAGUCACACCACACUCCUCCACCGUCUUUCCACCAUCGGCAUCACCCACACCUCGUUGAACUGGUUUUCUUCCUACCUUUCUGAGUGCAGCCAAUAUAUCCUACCAAAGUCAUUUAAAUCUAAACCCUCCCCUGUUACCUCUGCGUUGCUCGCUCUCCUGCUGCUCCUGUUCACCAAUCAAGCAUCUUCCAUCAGUCCACGCCAGUGUUCGGAUUCCAUCCAACGAAUUUGGAGAGUGACCCGACUUACGUUGAAGGAAUCUACGGAGCUCAUCAAAAAUUACAAAGCCGCCCAGGGGGCCUUGUCAGAUGUCUUCUGCAAGGCGACCCUCCAGGACAUCCCCGACCCCACCAUUUCUGGCCUGGAGGUUUCCGAGCGGCUGGAGAGCAUCUGGGAUCACAUCCUCGCCUUCCGUCCUCACUUGAGGCGGGUCUACGAGCAGCAGGAGGACCUACAGGAGCCUGGUAGUCCAGUUCUGGUUCAGCUGGUGGAUGUCGACCGACGCAGUCAGGACUUGGGGGCCCUAGUGCUGGCCUUCUAUCGGGAGGUCUUCCCAAACCUGCAAGAGCUGGCCGAGGGGCCCGCAGUCGUGGAUCCACCCGCACAGAAUGUUUUCCAGCAGAAGGUCUACGGUUGCGUGGUUCUCAAGACCUACAAGGCGUUCCUGACCAAUACCGCCCGGGAACUCAAGGUCCUCAAAGGGAACGUGUGCACAGUCAGGAGGAGGUUCAACUCCUUGGGAUAA